Messenger RNA from Ictalurus punctatus (channel catfish), 2533 nucleotides. RefSeq names its product fibrosin-like 1 (gene fbrsl1). NCBI's taxonomy places the organism in Eukaryota, Metazoa, Chordata, Actinopteri, Siluriformes, Ictaluridae. The record is from RefSeq and is a predicted model, not a curated record.
AUGCUUUCAGUCGCUCCGGUUCCUUUGGAAACCUCGGCAACCUUUCAGCUAACGCCUUCGGGGGGCUAGGAAACCCCGCCCUCGGUUCUAACAGUGUGUUUGGACCUAAAGACGGCCCAGCGCUGCCCGGAUUCAGCAGUCCGACCCAGGACUCGUGGAACCGGCUGCACAGAACGCCGCCCUCCUUCCCUCAGUGGCCCAAAGUGAGUGACGGAGAGAGAAGCAGCUCGGCUAACAGCCACGAACGGGAGAAAGAGAGGGAGAGAGAGAAAGAGAGAGAGAGGGAGAAACGGGACUCGUCUAUCGGGAAGGACGAGAAAGAGAAAGACAGUCGCCACUCGAAUCGUUCCUCUCCUGCCUCCGCUCCUGUCAGUUAUCAGAUCAGCAACCUGAUUCGCUGCAGCAGCGGUGGAGGAAGUGACGCAGGCCGUAACCAUGGUGACCGUCCCCGCGGCGACCCCGAGAGGGAGGCGGUGGUGUUGUCCGAUGCGAGAGCGAAGGAUCGGAGUCGUUCGCCGACGAAGGAGUGCAGCGAACGCAGUGCCUCGUCUUCCUCCGUCGACUCCUGCAAGCCCAUCCUCCGCUCGCCAUCUCCGUUCUCCAAGAACAAAAACGAGCCGGUGGGAAUCCCGAUGUCCGACAGGAAGCUGUCCUCACCGGGGGCGCCGAUACACAAGCUCAAAAACGACACGACGAAGAUCAAAGAGGAGCGCAAAGAACAGGAACAGGAACAGGAAGUGCUCGUGCUGGGAUCCGAGCCUCCCCCACCUCAAAAUCCGAAUCAAAACCAGGCUCCGCCUCUUCCUCCUCAUCACCAGGCUCCGCCCCCAACAAUCCCGCACUCUCUGCCGUUCAUGCACCAGAUGGGUGGGUUGAAUGUGCUCGACCGCGCUCGUCUGGCUCCAUUUGUGGGCGUCGGCCAUUUUGCGGCGACUGCGAAUCGCGACCGUUUUCCUCAUCCCGCCUUCUCAUGGGACCCUCUUCGCGAGGCGUAUCGGAAUCUGGACCUCCAGCGGAGAAUGGACUUCCAAAUCCGGUCCGAGACAGGGAACCGGUUCCCGGGGAUCUACGAGGCGGAUCGAAACUACCGGGACCGGGAACCGCACGAGUACUCGCACCAAGAUCACUUGAUCGAAGUGCGCAGGGAGCAGGAGAGGAUCCGGCAGCAGGCGGAAGAACGAGAGCGACUGCACUUGCGUGACGAAUUGGAACGCGCCCGACUUCACCAACUCCAUCAGUCUCCGAUGGAGGGGCACUUACCUCACAUGCCCCCUUUUUUGCCUCAUCUAGGGGCGAUGCCGUACCGGCCUCCCCCGACGGCGGCGCUCAGCGCCCCCCCGCCACUCGUCCCCUCGGCCCGUCCCAAUUCUCCGAGACGGACUACGCAAGACACGAGGGAAUUUUCCCCAUCGCGUAAUCCUAAAGAGGUGGAGGCGCGAUAACGCGGCGGAAAGACUUCGCUUGACUUGCACUUAUUAUGUAUCAUUUGUACAAAAGAAAGAAUUUGUACCUCGGAUUAAAAAGCACAUGCUUGUAUUUUAUAUCGACGUGGACGAGGGCGAGGACGCGAAGCGGGGACGAGUCACGAGGAGUUUGAUAUUAACGUUAAUAUAUUAAUCCAACGGCCUUUUUAUUUUAUUUUCCCCGCGUGAUAAAGUGAAGAUGAGUUUGUACUUCUUUUCCUAUUUGCUUUUUGCGUGUACAGACCCUGUUCUUUUUUACCGAUUAGUUUGGGAUCCGGCGUGGGAUCCGGCGCCGCCCCGCAUUUAACCCCACUCGGCUGUUGGACAUGUUGUCGAUGUUCACCGAAGGAGCCGGACGGACGUUCCUGUGGGAGAACAGUCUUAACCCUUUGUGCUCUGACGGUACCUGAGGAUAGCUCUGAGCGUGUACGAUGUUACAUAAUCAGUUCUCUCUGUUUUUGCCUGUUUUUGCUUUGCAGACGAAUACGUAUUACGAAUAUUCCCGUUCGGUUUCUGUAAGUUAUUGUACAUACCUUGUUGAUAUUACCUUGAAACAAAAGUUGGCAUUGUAAAUUUAUUAGACUUUUUAAAUGUUUCUAGAAAAAAAAAGGCUGCGGUCAAAAUCCAUGGAAACAAAUCUGUCCAAUCAGAGGGCAGAGAGGCGUGGUCGUGGGGGCGAGCUGCCAUCUAUGCAAAGAGGAACCGGAAGGCUCUGAUUGGACGAUUUCCCAAACAGAGUAUUAAAAUACGGUCUUUAGGAGGAAGACGAGGACGUUGGAGGAUAAGCGGCGCGUGUUCUCUCCGACGAAGAGCCAAACGAAACAAACCUACAAACCUUCUCGGUCGAACUUUACAAACUUUUACAGACGGACGUUUGUGGCCGGAGCGGGCGAGCGAGCGGACGAGCGCUGAGCUGAUGGACUGUCUCUGUCGACCUUGUGGUGUUGUGCAGUUGUUCUUUUCUUAGAAUCUUGUAUACAGAACAAGUAGAGUUUUAGGCGUGAAAAUAAAAAAAUUGAACAUUCAUGGUUUAAAAAUGUACGGAAUAAAGGUUGGACCUUAUAUCUGCA